AAUUCCAAGAAAAACAUGGGAUGACAGAUUUAUUUACCAUAUACUGUUACGAUCAAAACAAAAGCAACCAAAGAUUAAUUUAAAUGGCAUAAAUACAUUUGCAUGCUGCAUCUUCAUUUCAUUUCAUUUGAAAUCUCUCUCUCUCUCUCUCUCUCCCGCUCGCCCUCUCUUCUAAGCUUUAUCUUUCGGGGGCUUCUGCACUGCCUUUGACAUGGGAGAAGCUCAGGAAGUUCAACUUCACAUCAUGGACCAAGAAGCUAAAGAUCAAACAAACUUACCUCAAUAUACAAGUAUCACCGAUCAGUGCUCAACGGCUCCACAAACAAGAAACUACAGGCGGUGGAUCCGCAUAUCAAUCUAUACAGUCUUUCUCCUAGUUGGACAGUCAGUGGCUAUGCUUUUGGGAAGAUUGUACUUUGUUAAAGGUGGAAACAGCAAAUGGAUGGCAACACUAGUGCAACUUGCAGGCUUUCCGGUUCUUAUUCCCUUCUAUCUCAUCUCAACUACCAGUAAACCCAGCACAAAUGAUAGCCAAAUAAAAUCACCAUCUGUCACAACACUUGCAUUGAUUUACGUAUCGAUUGGACUGCUUGUAGCAGCAGACUGCUAUCUAUACACUAUUGGACUGCAGUACCUUCCUGUGUCUACUUACACCCUCAUCUGUGCAUCUCAGUUGGCCUUCAAUUCUGUCUUCUCCUUUUUGCUCAAUGCACAGAAGUUCACACCAUUUAUAAUAAAUUCUCUAGUCCUCCUUACCAUCUCCUCUAUCCUACUCGUCUUUAAUAAUGAGUCUUCAGACGGCACUUCUGGAGUCUCCAAAGGAAAAUAUGCUAUUGGUUUCACAUGCACUGUUGCUGCUUCCGCGGGGUAUGGACUGGUGCUCUCUUUGACACAGCUCUGCUUCAACAAGGUUAUAAGGAGGCAGACAUUUAAGGUAGUCCUGGACAUGAUAAUCUAUCAACAAAUAGUAGCGACUUCUGUUAUUGUAGUUGGACUUUUUGCUAGUGGAGACUGGAAGGGUCUAACAAGAGAAAUGGAUGGGUAUAAAAUGGGAAAGGUUUCUUAUGUGAUGAACUUAGUUGGGACUGCCAUGUCUUGGCAGGUUUUCGCGAUUGGCUGCGUUGGAUUGAUUUUUGAUGUUUCUUCCUUGUUUUCCAAUUCCAUAAGUGUUUUGGGAUUGCCUAUUGUUCCAGUCCUAGCUGUGUUCGUAUUCAAUGACAAAAUGGGUGGUGUGAAGGCAAUUUCAAUGGUGUUGGCUAUCUGGGGUUUCAUUUCCUAUGCCUAUCACCACUAUCUAGACGAUGGCAAUUGCAAGGAUGAAAAAAGAAAUGCCGAUGAGGUUUCUAAAGCUCCCAUGCUGGAAAGCUAACUGAUGUCUCCGAUAUAUGGGAGCCUUGAAAUUGAUCGGUGACAGAUUUCCAUGGUUACAUACAAUUCGGGUGCCUGUGUCAUGUCCUAAAAUGUAGUUUUCUUCCGUGUAGCAGACCUGUAAAACAGUUAAGCUAGGAGUGCUGUAAAAGAACAUCGAUGAUCAAAUUAUACGAGCAUAUUGGAAGGAUUGCUGAGUA
Populus nigra (black poplar) is the source of this 1568-nucleotide messenger RNA. RefSeq names its product probable purine permease 10. The coding region runs from base 212 to 1369 and encodes 385 amino acids. NCBI's taxonomy places the organism in Eukaryota, Viridiplantae, Streptophyta, Magnoliopsida, Malpighiales, Salicaceae. The record is from RefSeq and is a predicted model, not a curated record. The transcript has 2 exons. Gene Ontology annotation, molecular function: purine nucleoside transmembrane transporter activity. Gene Ontology annotation, cellular component: membrane.